Camponotus floridanus (Florida carpenter ant) is the source of this 426-nucleotide messenger RNA. RefSeq lists its product as uncharacterized. The transcript has a single exon. The record is from RefSeq and is a predicted model, not a curated record. Lineage: Eukaryota; Metazoa; Arthropoda; Insecta; Hymenoptera; Formicidae. The coding region runs from base 21 to 413 and encodes 130 amino acids.
AGGAUGCAACAGCAGAAAUUAUGAUAACAACACUUGGAAAAAUACCAAAUGAAAUGUAUUAUUUGGAGGACACAACUUUCAGCGGUAAAACCGUUUCUUCCAGCAACGAAUUACAUACGAUACUUGAUAACAAUCUUACCACAUUGACUCCAAUCGAAACUGUUAAAUCUGAAUAUACAGAACGUUCGACACUGCUACUCAUUUUACUGACUGCACUUUUAAUCAUAUUAUUUAUGUGCUGCAUCACAGCGUGCAUAAUCGCGAGAUCCAGGAGCAGGCACGCUUUCUUCACAAAAAGCGACAUCGAGUGCGAUCCGGAAUGCAGUGGCGUAAAUCAGCCUUUGCUACGUUUAGACAGGGUAAACAAGACCUCUGAUACCACUAGAACCAGUGAUAAUUCCACGAAGAAUUGAACAGAGUCACGUU